AUGGCGUCUCCUCAUCAGCAGUUCCCCCUCCCCACUCCCCGCGACCUUUCCACAACAAUUGCCUCCUCAACUCGUUACCUGGAAGAACUUGCUGCCUCUCAGCAGCAACAACAAUCCAACUUCAAUUCGCAAUCCGACGCCUCCUCGGUCUCCACCACAUCAACCUUCUCAAGCCGUCUGAGCAUCCUCAAGGAGCGCUUCACAUCUUCAGGAGGGAAGAAGGUUGGCAGUUCCAAUUUCAGUUCUUCCGCGUCUGAUCGUCAGAGGGUUGAGAUCAAUGGCAAGGAGGUUUUGAGGAGCCAGAUUCGGAUUGGGAUCUAA
Messenger RNA from Thermochaetoides thermophila DSM 1495, 321 nucleotides. RefSeq lists its product as uncharacterized. The record is from RefSeq and is a predicted model, not a curated record. Lineage: Eukaryota; Fungi; Ascomycota; Sordariomycetes; Sordariales; Chaetomiaceae. The transcript has 2 exons. Bases 1 to 321 code for a protein of 106 amino acids.